CUCGAACGGAGCAUUUCGCCGCUGCAAGCGCCGGCGCAACUUGGCAGCUCUUUCGAGCCCGGGGGCUCUCCGCUGGGGCCCCGAUUAGCUUCUGAUGAUUGUUCGCAGACCAGGGGUUCGACAUGCGCUCGGAGCUCGAGAGCGAUGUUUCGGGAUCUCACACGUCUCUCGGCCAUGGGAGGCCUACUCCCUCGCCUCUGCAUGUAAGUCAAACGUGCGUCAGGCCCGACUGCCAUCACUCAUCUGAGAUCGCAAGGCAAGCGAAGCCGGCGAUCCGAAUUUGUUCCAUUGUUGCUCUUCCGUCGGGCAUUGAUCCAGUGCGACAUCCUUCGCUCAUUCCGUCACCUGAGCACCUUGCUUAGCCUCUGGACUCAGCCACUGCUCGGCGCCAUGAAAGCGCAGUAGUCCUCAGAUUAGCCCCGCACAGAGUAAAGUAUCUGCAGGCCGGCAGGGGAAGUAAACAUUCACAUACAUGGGAGCUCGGAAUUAGGGAAACGUGUUCAGCUUCGUAAGAGUAACCGAGUGAAUGAAUAAGAGCGCGCAUUUGACUGCUGCUCGAGUUGACACGCACUUAAAUAAUAAGUUCUGACCCUUAUGAGCCCCAAGAGUGGGCUCGGAGUGCGUAGAAAAUUCAUUGCAGGUUACUUUUGGUCAAAGAAUGUCAAACUGUCUCAAUCGUACCGAAAAAUUCAAUAAAUCCCAUAAAAAUUGAAUCAAUCGUC
Messenger RNA from Marchantia polymorpha subsp. ruderalis, 722 nucleotides. NCBI's taxonomy places the organism in Eukaryota, Viridiplantae, Streptophyta, Marchantiopsida, Marchantiales, Marchantiaceae. The record is from the annotation of a GenBank genome assembly.